UGCAGCCAUCGACCGAAGCCAACAAAUUCAAAGCCAAUUCAAAAUCGGUCACAAAUUACAAAUAAUACACGACUCUCUUUCUACAAUCUCAAGCUUGAGAACUGAAAGUAACAGAAUAAUGGGAAUUCCAUCGGAAAUGAGGGACUUGUGGGUGAAGAAAAGAAAGGGCUUCGUGAUUGCUUCUCCUCUUGAAGAUCAGAAGAUCCUGAACGCCAGAAAUUGCACUCGAGAAGGUGUUCGUGCCGGAUUCAAGUCAGCUUCGAUUGCAUGCGUUGCCAGCGCUAUACCAACAUUGGUUGCAGUUCGUGUGUUUCCUUGGGCAAAGGCAAACCUCAAUUAUACUGCUCAGGCACUUAUUAUAUCUGCUGCAUCGGUUGCAGCAUACUUCAUCACUGCUGACAAAACGAUAUUAGCGUGUGCAAGAAGAAAUUCCCAGCUUGAAAACGCCUUGAGAAGCCAGACAUGAUGCACUGCAAUUCUAAGUUACAGUGAUAUGUGUAUAACCUAAAGUCUUGUAUUGGCACAUCAUGUUGUCGCUUUGUAAGAUGUGCCUUUUUUGGUUUCUCUUAAUUUUCUGAGCAUGAUGGUCAAUGUCUACUGAUCUUAAAUAGCUGCAGUUUAUGACCCAUUUUAUCCGAGUUGAAUAUGGGAUUACUCUGCAGUGAUUUUAUGCUGCAUUUCUAGAGUUGUAAAAUCUGGGCCAGACUUGGCAUUGUGCAGUGAGUUUUCUCUUUUUCUUUU
Corylus avellana is the source of this 741-nucleotide messenger RNA. RefSeq names its product early nodulin-93. The record is from RefSeq and is a predicted model, not a curated record. NCBI's taxonomy places the organism in Eukaryota, Viridiplantae, Streptophyta, Magnoliopsida, Fagales, Betulaceae.